Molecule: messenger RNA, 3899 nt
Organism: Gossypium raimondii (Peruvian cotton)
Lineage: Eukaryota; Viridiplantae; Streptophyta; Magnoliopsida; Malvales; Malvaceae
Product: auxin response factor 5
Exons: 14
Coding region: 795-3632 (945 amino acids)
Biological process (GO): response to hormone; regulation of DNA-templated transcription
Cellular component (GO): nucleus
Molecular function (GO): DNA binding; protein binding
Source: RefSeq, a predicted model, not a curated record
UUGGUUUGAAGUUUAAAGCUGCAACGGAAUCACACCUAUAUAGAAAGUGUGUGCGCAGGUUAAGAGCAUGCACACUCUUCCUAGUUUCAAGCAACUUACUUAUUUUUUUUCUUUUUGGUAUUAUAAAGAGAGGAAAUAAUUGAAAAUUUACAAGUUUUAAGCUAUGGGUUUUGUUAAUUUUAUGAUGAUGGAGUAGAGGGGAGGAAUCAAAGUGAUGAUGAGGAUGGUGGGGUUUCAUUGAAAGGUCUUUAUCUUUUGAGAGAGAGAGAGAGAGAAGCUACUCAAAUGUUAUGGUCGGCGUGCUUUGAUGCUGCUAACUGAAGAGGGAAGUGUUUUUUUUUUUUUGGUCAUAUCAAAAGGCCCACAUAAGAAAAGAUCUUUCUUUCCAGUGUUUGUUCCCUUUUCUUUGCAGGUUUUUGUUCCUUGAUUUUGAACUUUGGUUCUGCUGUUGCCUGUUCUUGUUGUUGUUGAGGGUGAGAGAGGGGCUAAAAGGUUCCCUUUUCUGACCAAUCGGGCCUUUUCUUUUUCCCUAGAGUUUCAUCAUAUUCCUUUUUCCCUUUGCUAAAUUGUCCAUCUGUAAAAGAUACAAUACGUGAUUUUGCUUGGGUGGGACUCAGACUCGGUGGAGCAAUGGGAAUGGGAAUGGGAAUUUGUUUCUUCUCUUUUUGGAAGUCCAGGGUCUGUUUUUCUUUAGUUUUUCAAACGAAGAUGUAAAGGUGGGGUCUUUGCGUUGAGCUCUUAUGGUUGGUGUGUAUGGUAAAAGAGUCUAAAAAAGGAAGAAUUGUUUUAGUAAGAUGGGUUCUGUCGUUGAAGAGAAGAUCAAACAAGGAGGUUUGGUUAAUGUAGGUGCACAGUCCACUCUGCUUGAGGAAAUGAAGCUAUUGAAAGAAAUGCAAGAUCAAUCUGGUACCCGUAAGGCUAUAAAUUCCGAGUUAUGGCAUGCCUGUGCUGGUCCACUUGUUUCCUUGCCUCAGGUGGGAAGUCUUGUGUAUUACUUUCCUCAAGGACAUAGCGAACAGGUAGCAGUGUCCACUAAAAGAAUGGCGACUUCUCAAAUUCCCAACUACCCAAAUCUUCCAUCUCAGUUAAUGUGCCAAGUUCAUAACGUUACAUUACAUGCAGACAGAGACACCGACGAAAUAUAUGCCCAAAUGAGUCUUCAACCAGUGAACUCUGAAAAAGAUGUGUUCCCUAUACCAGACUUUGGAUUGAAGCUGAGCAAGCAUCCUAAUGAAUUUUUCUGCAAAACUUUGACUGCAAGUGAUACAAGUACACACGGUGGUUUUUCAGUGCCACGUAGAGCAGCUGAGAAGCUCUUUCCUUCAUUGGAUUAUUCCAUGCAACCUCCAACGCAAGAGCUUGUUGUGAGAGAUUUGCAUGAUAACACCUGGACGUUUCGUCAUAUAUACCGUGGGCAGCCGAAGCGACACCUUCUUACUACGGGGUGGAGUUUGUUUGUAGGAUCAAAAAGACUUAGAGCUGGUGAUUCCGUUCUCUUUAUCAGGGAUGAGAAAUCACAGUUAUUGGUGGGUGUAAGGCGUGCUAAUCGUCAACAAACCACAUUGCCAUCAUCUGUUCUAUCUGCUGAUAGUAUGCACAUUGGUGUCCUUGCUGCCGCCGCUCAUGCUGCUGCCAAUAGAAGUCCAUUCACAAUUUUCUACAAUCCAAGAGCAUGCCCUUCAGAAUUUGUCAUCCCUUUGCCUAGAUACCGUAAAUCUGUAUAUGGGUCUCAAGUCUCAGUCGGUAUGAGGUUUGGAAUGAUGUUUGAAACGGAGGAGUCCGGGAAACGUAGAUAUAUGGGUACAAUAGUUGGUAUUAGCGACUUGGAUCCUCUAAGAUGGCCUGGCUCGAAGUGGCGAAACCUUCAGGUUGAAUGGGAUGAACCUGGAUGUAAUGAUAAACAGAAUAGGGUGAGCGCAUGGGAAAUCGAAACUCCUGAAAGCCUCUUUAUUUUUCCUUCGUUAACUUCAAGUCUAAAGCGACCAUUGUAUCCUGGAUUUUCAGGAGCAGAAUCUGAAUGGGGAAGCUUGAUGAAAAGGCCCCUACUCCAGUUUCCUGAAAAUGGAAACGGGAAUCUUCCCUAUUCAAUGUCGAAUUUAUGUUCUGAACAAUUAAUGAAGAUGAUGUUGAAGCCUCAGCUUGUUAACCAUCCUGGAAUUUUUGCUUCCCCCUUACACCAAAUCGCUGAUGUAAAGGUACCUCCAUUAGAAGAAAUGAAGAACUUGCAGUCUAAAAGCCACACAAAACCCCAGGUUAUCCAAUCAGAAAAUAUGUUGAUAGAGAACCGAAAUCUUUCCCACCCAGUCCCUGACCAACCUGAUCCCAUAACUUCAAAUAUGUCCAAAAUCAAUGCUAAUGGGAACCCACAUCCUGCAAAUAUUCUAACACAAGCUGGGACUGGGAGCAGUAAUGAAAAACUAAAGUUGGAAUCAAAGCAUUCAGCCGAGCAGCUGACUUCGACAUCGGAAUGCAAUGAGGAAAAAUUGGUGGCAAGUACUGUAAACACAACUAUGUCGAACCAACUUUCUUUCCCUACCCAGCCCCAUAUUCCACUCCAAGUGCAAAAUAAUCCCUGGUCGAUUCAGUCACAGUUGGAUUCGUCAGUCCUCCAAGCUCAUCAAAUGCUUGUAUCCCAAGCUGAUAUUAGUACUUUAAACAGCUUUCUUCCUUUCUCAGACACUGAUGAGUGGACGUCAAAUCUUUCUUCUUGCCAACCUCUUUCUGGGGCAUACAAAUCACCUGGUCCGAUACCAAUGGUUGGGUUACAGGACUCUUCAGCUGUCUUUCCAGUUGAAACUGAUGAUUCAUUAACUACGGUGGGUGAGGAAAUAUGGGAUCAAAAGCUGAAUAAUUGCAGAGUUUCAUCCCAAGCAGACCAAUUGGCUUCAUUCACUCAGCAAGAUCCAUGCAGUCUUAAUUCUGGUGGGGUGAGGGAUUUGUCUGAUGACAGCAACAAUCAAAGUGGGAUAUAUAGUAGCUGUCUUAACAUUGAUGUUAGCAAUGGUUGCAGCACCGUGAUUGAUCCUUUUGUUUCCAGUGCCAUUCUAGAUGAGUUUUGCUCAUUGAAAGAUGCUGAUUUUCAAAACCCUUCAGAUUGUUUGGUUGGGAACUUUAGUUCUUGUCAGGAUGUUCAGUCUCAGAUUACCUCUGCUAGCCUUGCAGAUUCUCAAGCUUUCUCUCGACAAGACUUGCCUGACAGCUCCGGUGGCAAUAUCGAUUUUGAUGACAGUGGCCUUCUGCAAAACAAUUCCUGGAAGCAAACAGGUCCACGCGUUAGAACAUAUACAAAGGUUCAGAAGGCAGGAUCUGUAGGAAGGUCGAUUGAUGUCACGAGUUUUAAGAAUUAUGAUGAACUAAUCUCUGCAAUAGAAUGCAUGUUUGGACUCAAGGGUCUGCUGGAUGAUCCCAGAGGUUCAGGCUGGAAAUUGGUGUAUGUGGAUUAUGAGAAUGAUGUUCUUCUCGUUGGAGAUGAUCCUUGGGAGGAAUUUGUUGGGUGUGUUCGUUGCAUCCGAAUUCUAUCCCCUACAGAAGUACAACAGAUGAGUGAAGAAGGAAUGAAGCUUCUCAACAGUGCUGCCACAGUGCAAGGCAUCAAUGGCUCUAACUCAGAAGGUUCCAAUGCAAAUGCUUAAAGAAUCCACCAAGCUGAGUUAUCAUCGUGGUUCGGGAUUUACCCAACAAAGCUCCAUUGUUUAUUUGGAGAUUGAGAACGGUGGUGGAGUUUGGCAUUCAAUUAGUAUCUCUGUAAGCCUUUGUAGAGAUAUGGAAAUGUGAUGUACGGAUAUUAAAUUUACAUUUUUCAGCAGGAAAUGAACUUUCAUCAAAUAGUUGUACUAAUCAGAACCUGAGCUAUGGUGAUGAGUGAUGAGAUAUAAUAUAUAUUUCCAUUAUAUCCUUAA